Emiliania huxleyi CCMP1516 is the source of this 2436-nucleotide messenger RNA. RefSeq lists its product as hypothetical. Gene Ontology annotation, biological process: amine metabolic process. Gene Ontology annotation, cellular component: plasma membrane. Gene Ontology annotation, molecular function: primary methylamine oxidase activity; copper ion binding; quinone binding. NCBI's taxonomy places the organism in Eukaryota, Haptophyta, Isochrysidales, Noelaerhabdaceae. Bases 1 to 2436 code for a protein of 811 amino acids. The record is from RefSeq and is a predicted model, not a curated record. The transcript is spliced from 6 exons.
AUGGCGGAACGAGGCCUGAGCGAGAGGGACACGGCCACACUCCUCUCCUCCGAGAUGGACUCGAGCUUUUCGGUUGCGGCACCGUCGCGCCGGCCCCUCAGCGCAAUGAUCCUCGCCGUGGGCAUCAUCGCCGCCGGAGGCGUCGCUGCCGCCUUCCGGCGCCAGGUCCCUGCGCGCGCCGUCGAGCCGGCCGAUGAGAAGUUCGCGCCGGCCGAGGAGAAGUGGGCCGCGGGCCCGCUGCCGCGGCACUGGAUCUUUGACGACCUCUCCGCAAGCGAGGUUCGCGCGGUGGCUGCAUAUGUCAUCGCAUCGCGGCCGGGCACGUCGGCUUCGUACUUUGGCGGCAAGCCGCUCAAGGGAGACUACAUCACGGGCACGUCGGCCGUCGAGCUGGUCCAGCCGCCCAAGGCGGACGCGCUCGCGUACGUGAACGGCGAGACCGACACGCCGCCGAAGCGAUUUGCGCGCGUCACCAUCGCGCGCGGGCGCCGCCUCGCUCUCUCGGCCUUCGCGGGACAGAGGACGGCGUCUCUUCACGGGCGUGUGGGCGUGAACAGGUCGCUCGCCUCGCCCGACGUGAUGGAGUACAGGGUCGGCCCGAUCCACGGCUGCGACGCCGGAGACUGCGACGAAGCGACAGCUGGCUCGCCGCUCGUUCCCCUUCUCGAGCCCGGCGCGGUCUCGUUCGAAAAGCGACCGGUCGACAUGUCGGACAACUCUUGUUUCGUCGGCAUCGGCGCCGUGCUGGCGCCGCUCGAGAAGCUGUUGGUCGAAAGUUUCGGGCGCGUCUUUGGACUCGCCACCUUCGGCCUCUCUGCGGACGCCUACUCUGGCGGGGCGGACGGCUCCGUCCUCCCAUUCUCCUUCAACGACAUCUCCGCCACCGCGGCGGCGCGCGUGUACAAGCUGCAGUUCUUCUGGAUCCGCGAGCCGGAGAAUACGCAGGCGAUGUGGCUGCACGGGCUGCCCUUCACGCUGCGCUCCGCGACCGUCGGCGCGAACGAGCCGAGCUUCUACGACUUUUUCUAUUGCGGCCAAGGCCCGUACCCAACGCCGGCCUCGCUGCUCGACGCGAUCGCUGCUGGGAAGGCGCAGCGCUGCUCGUACAAGCCGCCCGCCUCGGACGGGCUCGCGGGCGGCUGGGACGUGCCCUCCUCGGAGGAGUCGGAAGACUACAAGUUUCUAGUGCCAGAGAGGCGGCUGAUCGAGUGGGGCGAGUGGUCCUUCUUCGCCACGAUGCGACCCUCCACGGGCCUCGCCGCGAUGGACCUCCGCUUCCGCGGCGAGCGCGUCGCGUACGAGCUCUCGCUCGCUGAGGCGGCCGCGCUGUACUCUGGCACCGCAAACGACCAGGUCUUCUACCUCGACUCGGCCUACUCGAUGAGCCAGCUGGGCGGCGACCUCAAGCCCGGCCUCGACUGCCCCGUCGGCGCCGCCUUCCUCGACGGCACCCUCUGGAACUUGCCCGGCGGCGUCGGCGCGAUCAACGCAAACGUCUCGCAGGCGAAGCCGUACAAGGCGUUUUGCGUCUUUGAGCAGCCGCUCGACGGGUCGCACUGGCGCCACCUUCAGCUCUUCGACAAGCGAGUCGACGGCGUGCCCGCCUCGCAGCUGGUGGUGCGCGCCGUCACCGCCGUUGGCAACUACGACUACGUCACGCAGUUCAGCUUCGGCCCCGCCGGCGGGGUCCGCGUCGGCUUCGAGUUUGCCGGCUACAUGGAGACACGUUGGUUCUCGCCCGACACGACGCCGUUCGAGCGGCCGCUGGGCGAGGUGGUGCGUUCCAACCUGGCCGCGCCGCUGCACAGCCACUUUGGCUGCUUCAAGGUGGACCUUGACGCGUCGCCCGCGGGCGAGUCUUUUGAGCUCACCACAAUCACUUCUGGUGUCAAGCAAGACAGUGGCGUGCCCAACCCGCACCGCUGGGCGACCAAGUACGUGGUGCGCGAGUACCCGUCGGUCGAGGGCGUCAACACCUCAACCUUCGCGCCGUCCGCCGCCAAGCCGACCGUGUGGGCGGUCGUCGACAACGCGCACGCCGCCGCCGCCACCGCGCCUAGCGGCAAGCCUGGCUACUCCAUCUCGCUCGGCCCGACGGUGCUGCAGACGCUGCCCGCCGAGCACCCGUUCGUCAAGGCGACCGCCUUCUCAAAGUACCCGCUCGCGAUCGCGCGCCGCAAGGAGGAGGAGCCGCGCCCGUCGAGCGUGUACGACUUGUUUGGGCCCGGCGAGCUCGCCACUCUCUCGACUCGCGAGGGCAUCGUGCAGACGGACUUGGUGGCGUGGGUGACUCUUGGCAAGGAGCACUUGCCACGUACCGAGGACCUCCCCCUCAUCUCCAAUUUUGGGACCCACUUCGACUUGUUGCCGCACAACCGUUUCCCAGUCAACGCCGCCCUCUCGCGGCCGAAGCGGCAGCCGGCCGAGCGCAACUGA